This is a messenger RNA of Poecilia reticulata (guppy), 2547 nucleotides long. Lineage: Eukaryota; Metazoa; Chordata; Actinopteri; Cyprinodontiformes; Poeciliidae. The record is from RefSeq and is a predicted model, not a curated record.
CUCCUUCCAAAGGAUGAGAUGUACACUCCUCCCAUCGUGGUGAAGGUGAUUGACCACCGGCCGUUUGGCAGGAAGCCUGUGGUUGGUCAGUGCACCAUCAGUUGUCUGGAGGAGUUCAGGUGCGACCCGUACGUCAUCGUUUCCGAGGGAGCCAGGGCCUCCAAGAUGGCUCUGAUGAUGACUGCGCCUCGUAAGGACGUUGCCAUAAUGAUGGACGAGGGAAGACCGCUGCUGGAGGCGCAGCACUCAGAAAAGGAAAAGGAAACGGUUGAUUGGUGGAGUAAAUUCUACGCUUCAGUUGGAGACCAGGAGAGAUGCGGCCCUUACACCAGCAAAGGCUACGACACCCUUAAAGUGUAUGACUGUGAGUUGGAGAAUGUCGACGAUUUCAAAGGGUUGACCGACUUCUGCAACACGUUCAAACUGCAGCGAGGCAAGAACGAAAACGGGGACGAAGACCCCACCGUGGUCGGAGAGUUCAAGGGGGCGUUCAAAGUGUACCCCCUGCCAGAUGACCCCAGCGUUGCUGCCCCGCCCCGGCAGUUCCGAGAGCUGCCGGAAAGCGGACCUCAGGAGUGUCUGGUCAGGAUUUAUGUGGUUCGGGCAAUUGACCUGCAGCCUAAAGACAACAAUGGCAGAUGUGACCCGUAUAUUAAAAUAUCAGUGGGCAGAAACACAGUGGACGACAGAGAUAACUACCUGCCCAACACCCUGAACCCUGUGUUUGGAAGGAUGUUUGAGAAGACGUGUUUCCUGCCUCAAGACAAGGACUUGAAAAUCGCCGUGUACGACUAUGAUCUCCUGACUCGUGAUGAAAAGGUCGGCGAGACGGUCAUCGACCUCGAGAACCGCUUCCUGUCUCGAUACAACUCCUACUGCGGCCUUCCUCAGACCUACUGCAUCUCUGGCAUCAACCAGUGGCGGGAUCAGCUGAAGCCGUCUCAGAUCCUGGAGAACCUGGCCCGACUGAAAGGCCUGUCCAAGCCCAGGAUGGAGGACAACGGCACGUCACUUACGUUCAAUGGAAAAGAUUACACUUUGGCUCAGUUUGAAAACAACACGGAAAUUCACCAGCACCUGGGCCCGCCGCGGGAACGCCUCUGUCUGCACGUCCUCAGAACUCAGGGACUCGUUCCUGAACACGUGGAGACCAGGACCCUCUACAGCUCCUUCCAGCCAAAUCUGUCUCAGGGAAGGCUUCAGAUGUGGGUAGAUGUCUUCCCCAAAAGCAUCGGGCUCCCUGGUCCUCCCUUUGACAUCACACCCCGCAAACCCAAAAAGUUCUUCCUGCGAGCGGUCAUCUGGAACACCACCGACGUCACUCUGGAUGAAACCAGCAUCACGGGAGAGAACAUGAGCGACAUCUACGUGAAAGGCUGGAUGCCGGGCAUGGAGGAGGACAAACAGAAGACUGACGUCCACUACAGGUCUCUGGAUGGAGACGGAAACUUUAACUGGCGGUUUGUCUUUGGCUUUGACUACCUGCCAGCUGAACAGCUCUGCCUCGUUUCCAAGAAGGAACACUUUUGGAGUCUCGACAAUACAGAGUUCAGGAUUCCUCCCAAGCUGCUGCUUCAGAUAUGGGAUAACGACAAGUUCUCAUUGGACGAUUACUUGGGCAUGCUGGAGCUGGAUUUACGCAAGCUGGUCCCUCCUGCCAAAACUCCAGAGAAAUGCUCCCUGGACAUGAUGGACAAUCUGGAAAUCGGAACGCCAGACAAACUGAUGACUGCAAAGUCUCUGUUUGCUCAGCAGUCAGUCAGAGGCUGGUGGCCUUGCUCCAUCGAACAAGACGGGAAGAGAGUACUGGGUGGUAAAGUGGAGAUGACGCUGGAGAUUGUGAGUGAAGCAGAAGCAGACGAGAGACCUGCAGGAAAAGGACGGGACGAACCCAACAUGAACCCAAAGCUGGACUUUCCCAACCGUCCAGAAACCUCUUUCUUCUGGUUCACUAACCCCUGCAAGACCAUGAAGUUCAUUAUAUGGAGAAGGUUCAAGUGGGUGUUCAUUGGACUCAUCAUCCUCAUCAUCGUUGUUCUCUUCAUCGCCAUCCUGCUGUACUCUUUACCGAACUACAUCUCCAUGAAGAUCGUGAAGCCGCUCCAGUGACAACGGAUCGCGCAAACUGAACACUCAGCCAAACUAAACAGGUUAAGCUUUUAUUUUCACAGCUGACGGUGUUUUAUUAUUGACGGGUGUUUUUGCAUAUUUGCACUGUUGCCAUAAUAAAUGUGUAUUUUAUGUAGACGGCUUCAAGGCGAUAAAAAUGGGACACUGUUGACAUUUCAUGCUGCACUGCAGUCUAAAACCUCAGGUGGUUGAAAAAUGUUAAUGUCCGUUGUAAGGUCAUGCAGGUUCUGGUUCUACGUUGGUAUAGAGACGGUUUUAAGACUUUCAUUGCAAGCCUCUCAUUCAUUCUUUCAUUACAAGGUGUCUUCCUGAUUUUUCUCAUUAACAUUAUUGUGCCAAACUGUUCAUUCAUAUCUGUCCUGUUUUUAAGUGAAAUAUUAAACAUGUUUUACAUUAAAGUGAAAUAUUUCCAGAGGA